UAUGUGCAGUUUUGAAACAAGUUAUACGUUUUACAGACGCUAUAAAUUUACUCCUAUUGUCUUCUGUUUCUCUCCUCUUGUCUUUUCAUGAGGGCUGUGAGUAUUGAGAAAUUACUCCAGCUGGGAAAGACAACAGCAUUGUUUGGAUUCCGGCAGCAACCUUCGUCAACUAAGAAAAUGCGAGGAAAAAAUUUGCCAAGUAAAGUUGUUGUCAUCCUAUGCAUUGCAAGUUUUCUUGCCGGUUCGCUUUUCACUAACCGGACAAACUGGAACCGGACAUCAUCUUCUGAGAGUAACAAUGAGCAUGGUGGUAACAGACAUCCGAUUGCAACUGUAGAUCAUCUGGAGAAUAAGCAACUUUCACAAAUCAAGACUGCAGAUUGUGAUCACAAAAGGAAGCUGGCUGAAGGAGAUCCUGGAGAUGUCAUGGGAGAAGUGUCAAAGACCCAUGAUGCAAUUCAAUCACUUGAAAAAACAAUGUCAAAGCUGGAGAUGGAAUUGGCAGUGAACCGUAUGUACCAUAAUAAUGAUCCUGCAACGCACGACGACGACGCUAGUAAAAACCAUACACUGCAGAAAGCUUUUGUUGUCAUCGGUAUUAAUACUGCAUUUAGUAGCAGAAGGCGUAGAGACUCUAUCCGCGAGACAUGGAUGCCCACAGGAGAGAAAUUGAAGAAAUUGGAAAAGGAGAAAGGGAUUGUCAUCCGAUUUGUCAUAGGGCAUAGUUCGACUCCAGGUGGUUAUCUUGAUAGAGCAAUUGAUGCUGAGGAAGCACAAUACAAAGAUUUUCUUAAACUUGAGCAUGUAGAGGGUUACCAUGAGCUGUCUGCUAAGACUAGGACUUACUUUUCCGUGGCAUCUGCUAUCUGGGAUGCUGAUUUCUACAUGAAGGUGGACGACGAUGUUCAUGUCAAUUUGGGUAUGCUUGUCACUAGAUUGGCAAAACACAGAUCUAAACCAAGAGUGUAUAUUGGGUGCAUGAAGUCUGGUCCAGUUCUAUCUCAAAAGGGAGUGAAGUAUCAUGAACCAGAGUUCUGGAAAUUCGGAGAAGAAGGGAAUAAGUACUUCAGGCAUGCAACUGGUCAAAUCUAUGCCAUCUCCAAGGAUCUUGCUGCAUAUAUCUCUAUCAAUUCGCCUAUACUGCAUAAAUUUGCAAAUGAGGAUGUUUCACUUGGCUCAUGGCUCAUCGGAUUGGAAGUUAACCACGUUAAUGAUCGCUCUAUGUGUUGCGGGACUCCUCCAGAAUGUGAAUGGAAGUCGCUGUCUGGAAACGUUUGUGUUGCAUCAUUUGAUUGGUCUUGCAGUGGAAUAUGCAAAUCUGUAGACAGAAUGAAAGAUGUGCACACUGCAUGUGGGGAAGGAGAUGAAGCUGUGUGGAAGGUUGACGAUCUUUAGAUAUCUGACUCUGAUCAGAAAAGAAAAAAGAAAAUUUUCUUCUCCCAAGUUAUUUAGUUAUCUUGUUCCUUUCAUGUUGUAUUUCUUAGAUUUCAUCUUCCAACCCCAAUCGCAUUUUAAGGUUUGUAUUCUAAUCAACUUUCAAUAUU
Papaver somniferum (opium poppy) is the source of this 1544-nucleotide messenger RNA. Its product is annotated as probable beta-1,3-galactosyltransferase 8. NCBI's taxonomy places the organism in Eukaryota, Viridiplantae, Streptophyta, Magnoliopsida, Ranunculales, Papaveraceae. Gene Ontology annotation, molecular function: hexosyltransferase activity. The record is from RefSeq and is a predicted model, not a curated record. Gene Ontology annotation, cellular component: Golgi membrane. The coding region runs from base 88 to 1395 and encodes 435 amino acids. The transcript is spliced from 8 exons.